AUGCCAACGAAUGGGAUCCACCAGGUGCUGAAGAUCCAGUUCGGGCUGAUCAACUGCGAGAGUCGGUACCUGACGGCCGAGAGCUUUGGCUACAAGGUGAACGCCUCGGCGCCCAGCCUGAAGCGCAAGCAGAUCUGGACGCUGGAGCAGGAUGAAGCCGACAGCUCCGUCGUCUUCCUCAAGAGCCACCUGGGCCGGUACCUGGGUGCCGACAAGGACGGGAAGGUGCGGUGCGAGGCCGAGCAGCCGGGCCGGGACGAGCGCUUCAGCAUCAUCACGCAGUCAGACGGGCGCUGGGCGCUGCAGUCGGCCCCGCACCGGCGCUUCUUCGGGGGCCGGGAGGAUCGUCUGUCCUGCUUCGCCCCCAGCGUGACGGAGGGCGAGCUCUGGACCGUGCACUUGGCCAUGCACCCCCAGGCCAACCUGCUGAGCGUCAGCCGCCGCCGCUACGCCCACCUCAGCGCCCACGAGGACGAGAUCGCCACCGACAGCAACCUGCCCUGGGGGGUGGAUGCUCUCAUCACCCUCUGCUUCCAGGACAAGAAGUACAACCUGCGCACGGCCGACGAGCGCUACCUGCGCUGCGAUGGCACGCUGGUGCCCGAGCCCGGCGCCCGCACCGGAUACACCCUGGAGUUCAAGGCCGGCAAGUUGGCUUUCAAGGACUGUGAUGGCAAAUACCUGGCACCCACCGGGCCCACCGGCACCCUCAAAUCCGGCCGCAGCUCCAAGCCGGGCAAAGACGAACUCUUUGACCUGGAGGAGAGCCAUCCCCAGGUGGUCUUCACGGCGGCCAACGGCAGAUACGUCUCCAUCAGGCAGGGCGUCAACGUCUCGGCCAACCAGGACGAGGAGCUGAACCACGAGACCUUCCAGCUGCAGAUCGACCGCGACACCAACAAGUGCAGCCUCCACACCAACACCGGCAGCUACUGGACGCUGGUGGCUCACGGGGGCAUCCAGGCCGUGGCCACCGAAAUCGCUGCCAACACCAUGUUCGACAUCGAGUGGCGCGGGCGGCGCGUGGCCCUGCGCGCCAGCAACGGCCGCUACGUCUGCACCAAGAGGAACGGGCAGCUGGCGGCCGUGAGCGACGCCGUGGGUAAGUGCCAGGGCUGGGUGAGGGUCUCGGUGUCACCCCCCAGCAGCCCCGGGGGUGCUCAGGGGCCAGGAUUCCACGCAGGGGAGGACGAGGAGUUCACGCUGAAGCUGAUCAACCGCCCGAUGCUGGUGCUGCGGGGCGAGCACGGCUUCGUCUGCUGCCACCGCGGCUCCAACCUCCUCGACUCCAACCGCUCCGUCUACGACGUCUUCCACAUCAGCUUCAGCGACGGCGCCUACCAGAUCCGAGGCCAGGGGGGCAAGUUCUGGUACGUGGCCAGCAGCGGGUCGGUGUGCAGCGACGGGGACCUCUCCGAGGAUUUCUUCUUCGAGUUCCGGGCGCGGGGCCGCGUGGCCAUCAAAGGGAAGAACGGGCGGUACCUGCGCGGGGACCCGGCCGGCACCCUGCGCGCCGACAGCGACUCCGUGCUGCGGGCCACGCUCUGGGAGUACUGA
Colius striatus (speckled mousebird) is the source of this 1557-nucleotide messenger RNA. It is a transcript of the gene FSCN2, whose product is annotated as fascin actin-bundling protein 2, retinal. Gene Ontology annotation, cellular component: actin cytoskeleton; cytoplasm. Gene Ontology annotation, molecular function: protein-macromolecule adaptor activity; actin filament binding. NCBI's taxonomy places the organism in Eukaryota, Metazoa, Chordata, Aves, Coliiformes, Coliidae. The transcript has 4 exons. Bases 1 to 1557 code for a protein of 518 amino acids. Gene Ontology annotation, biological process: actin filament bundle assembly; establishment or maintenance of cell polarity; cell migration. The record is from RefSeq and is a predicted model, not a curated record.